AUGCGACAGGCACAAGAACGUGGGGUAGGUAAACCAUUGGAAGUGCCUCAGCUGAGGCGGCCUGCCUUUCUCAACAACUUCAAAUAUCUGUGGUGGAAAUUGUCAAGCUCCUACUCCAUUUACCCUUCCCUUGGCUCAAUCAUCGUUUCAAUCCUAAGCGCGUGCGCGAGUUUGGGCUACAAAUGCCUCAGCCUUUCCAGGACCUUGACUGAGCUUGCAGAAAGAUACAAGCAGUCUAGGCUCUCAAUUCUGUCUAUUGCCCAGGAAUGCAUAACAACCAGACUGGCUUGGUCUCUCAUUGAGCGCUGGGCCGCGGAAAAUUCUGGGAGCUUUGCGGAUUACGACGAUGUCCACGAAACAAUACAGUCCACCCUCCAUGCCGGCGUCCUGAUCAUGUCUGCUCUGGAGAGCGACCUGAUGAGUUUGCAGAAGCCUUCAAAUUCACAAAGUUUCUUGUGGGGGACCAAGAUUGUCUGGAACGAACACGUGUUUCGACAACACCUUGAUCGCAUGAGAGGGCUAGUUACAUCCCUCACCCUUCUCCUGGAUACUUUAAAGCUCCCAACUUCCUGUGACGGGGUCCCACUUCUCUUGCCCAAACAGAUUGUAUUCCAGGAUGUCAGUCAGAGCGUGCGAGCAAGCAUGGAUGAGCGCGAAAGUCUUGAUCUUCGAUACAUUCCGUUUAGCUUCGAGAAUGAAUUACCUCGCCGAUUUUCGACCCUACUUACGUAUACUGUUUGCAAGGAGGAAGAUGUCGGAGUUCCAAUCCAGAUUUCCGAGCACAGAAUCCCCGAAGCAGCAGCGAAAAUGCGAAGGGAAAGCAAGCUCUCUCAAGAUCAUGGAUGUCGGGGCUACGUUGGCCAAAGAAUCAGUUACAUCACAAAAGAUCGUAAAGACUGCUACUCCUCGCGUGCCGCCCAGCCCGAGAAUUGGUGA
Molecule: messenger RNA, 936 nt
Organism: Lindgomyces ingoldianus
Lineage: Eukaryota; Fungi; Ascomycota; Dothideomycetes; Pleosporales; Lindgomycetaceae
Exons: 6
Coding region: 1-936 (311 amino acids)
Source: RefSeq, a predicted model, not a curated record